GCCGGUCAGGAGACGACGCCGGCGGCGGGCGGUGAGGCGCCGCGACCGCCGCCGCCUGUCCACCAGCUGUGGAAGUCAUUCACGCCUAACACAUCGGUCGAGGUGAUGGUGUUGCGGCUCCACCAGCAGAUCAAGGACAUCCGCAGCCACCUGGCGCGCAAGAUGGCCGAGUCCGGCGGCCAGAGCAGCCCUGAGAUCGCCAGGUACCAGGACGAGCUGCGCCGACUGCAGAUGGCGUUUGACGACGCGUCCAAGCUGCAGACCAAGAGAGACAAAAAGAAGCGCGGACCAAAACCAGGUGUCUCGGCCGCCAAGGCCGCCGGCGUCAGCGCCGCGCCGCGCAAGCCGGACGACGGCCGGCCCAAGCCGCCGCCGUCCGGCGCCAGGUCCCCGCAGAAGCAGCCGGCUGGGGAGUCGGCCGCGGCGCCGCUGGAGCUGGAGAAACUGCGCGAGGGCAUGAGCAACUCGGCGCAGCGGAUGCAGGAGCAACGGCAGCAGCAGCAGCAGGACGCGGCGGCGGCGGCGAUGGCUGCUGAGCGCUCCCCGCAGCGGCGCGCCAGCUUCACUGAGCGAAAGCGCUUCCGCGAGAUCAACGAGGCCGAGGUGAACGACGCGGUAGCGUCCAUCAUGGGCGGCGGCGACGUGGCGGCUGACUUCUCGCUCUGCGUUAGCCCGGAGCCGGCGGCUGGCCGGCGCCGCGCCAGCUCCGAGUCGCGCCCGCUGUCGACGCCGACAGCGGCCGACCUUUCGGUGCACCGGCCGAGCGCCGAAAUCAAGCGCAAUUCGCGCUCGGACGAGGAGGCGGCGCGGCCGGGCGCGCCCGACCAGUUCGGCGAGGAGCUCGACUGGGUGAUGCGCGAACUUAUGAGCUUCAACAACCAGCGCAAGGACACCUCGCCCAGCGCCGAGUCCCUGCAGAGUGCGUUCACGCCGUCUCGGUCGGCCGUGAUGGCCGCGUUUGAGGCGGGCGGGCCGCCGUCGUUGCCCAAGCCCCAGUCGCGGCCCGCCUACGACCAGGACCCGUUCGGGGCGGCCAGGACGGGCUGCGGUUCACUGCCGGCACGCUCGCUCGCCACGAGCUGGUCGACGGCGCGGCCGGAGCACCAUGCGCAUCAGGCGCGCGCCGCGGGCCGCGUGGAGCCGGGCUCUCCGCAUGCGGAGGGCCUGAUGGCGCAUUUCACGGCGCGCGCCGAGCCGCAGACGUCGCCGAUGAUGCCAUCGUCGCCGGCGUCGCCGCAAGCUCGCCAGGCUCGGUUCGGGCACGGAGACGUGAGGGAGUCCCCGCUUGGGGCGCGCGGCGGCGCCUUUGUGUCGCACGCCGCCACCCGCCAGGAUCCCCACCUGACCCACUCCGUGUCCCGACAGGAUUCCCAUCCAACCCACUCCCCCUCCCGGCAGGACCCGCACUUGACCCACGCGACGUCCCGCCACGACCCGCACUCGGCCCACGGAGUGACUCGCUCGCACCUGCCAAUGGGCGGCUCUCGUUCGGACAUGCCGUCGCCGCACGCGGUGCCGCGCCACGACCCGCAGCCGGGCCGGCCCUCGUCUCUGCACGACCCGCACCUCGGCCUGGCGACCUCCCGCCACGAGCAGCUCUUCACGCACCCCGUGUCCCGACCAAGGCAGUGCAUGUACCGGCAGGUGGUUUGUCGCGCUAAAUGA
Molecule: messenger RNA, 1665 nt
Organism: Pollicipes pollicipes
Lineage: Eukaryota; Metazoa; Arthropoda; Thecostraca; Pollicipedomorpha; Pollicipedidae
Product: proline-rich protein 36
Exons: 7
Coding region: 106-1665 (519 amino acids)
Source: RefSeq, a predicted model, not a curated record